CUCAAACCCUGUCUCCAUAAAAACAUCGCGACCAACAAACAUCUGAAAGUGUUUCCGAGGCACAACUUCACAAGCACUGCCCCCAAAGACACACCUUAAGAUCAAUUGGAUCACUCGUUCUCCAAUAGCCGAAUUCACCUAAUCCAAGACAUCCUUCCUGUCUGGGCCGAGGUCCUGCCAAAAAUUUCCAUUUAGUCAACAAAAAUCUUCCAAUGAGGAAGACAACCUGCAGUACAACUGCGCAAUUCCUUCGCAACACAUUGAAGCACGCGUCUCGUACUCACUCAGUCCAUUACUCUUCGAGUUUUGCGACCAAGAUGGCGAGUACUCCAAAAUCUACUCCGGUAUCGCCCGAACGAAAGCAGAAUAAGUCCACAACUCUAGAUACCUCCCAUCCGAUUGAGGUCCGAAAGCAAAUCCGAAGUCAUGGUCUUCUUCCUCCCAAUGUCGAGUCUCAUGCUCUUCAAGCCCAAAGAUGCCUCAAGCAAUUGGCUUCAAAGACAACUUCUAUUGAGAAGUAUAUCUACUUGAGCAAUUUGAGAAAUGCGAAUAGCCACCUCUUCUACCGCUUGCUGCUCGACAAUUUCUCUACUUUGACACCAAUUCUGUACACUCCCGUCGUCGGUGAGGCGUGCUUGAAGUGGUCUGAGAUCUAUCAACGACCAGAAGGUCUCUAUGUCUCUUGGCAUGACCGCGGAAACAUCGCCAAUGUAUUGCGCAACUGGCCUAAGCCCAAGGUCGAGAUCACAGUCGUUACUGAUGGCUCGCGAAUCCUUGGAUUGGGUGAUUUAGGCGUCAAUGGAAUGGGAAUUCCUAUCGGCAAGCUCAACUUGUACACAGGUUGUGCUGGUAUCCGACCUGAGAAUACCUUGCCUUUGUGUCUCGAUCUCGGAACCAACAAUGAGGCUUACCUGAAGGAUCCUCUCUAUUUAGGUGCUCGUAUGAAAAAGGUGACCGAUGCUGAGGAAAAGGAGUUUCUUGAUGAGUUGAUGGUUGCUUUGAAUACUGUUUGGCCAGGGAUCGUUGUCCAAUUUGAGGACUUCAAGAACCCUUUUCCUGCUCUUGAGAGAUAUCAACAUAAAUACUCCUGCUUCAAUGACGACAUUCAAGGCACUGGAGCUGUCAUCUUGGCUGGUAUUAUUAACGCUUUGAAGGCAACUGGUAAACCGGUCAAAGACCAACGAGCUGUCUUUAUUGGAGCAGGAAGUGCUGGCGUCGGAGUGGCUAAGCAAAUUGUUGAGUUCUUUGUGAAGGAAGGCUUAACUGAGGACGAGGCACGACGAUGCUUCUGGUUUGUUGAUACGAAGGGGUUGAUUACCAAUGAUCGUGGAGACAAGCUUGCGCCUCACAAAAUCUACUUCUCUCGGGAUGAUAACAAUGGCCAACAAUUUAGGGAUCUUGAACAAGUUGUCGAUUACGUCAAGCCCACUAUGCUCCUAGGUCUCUCUACCAUUCGAGGUGCUUUCAAUAAGACGGUUCUCGAGAAGAUGGCACAGUUGAACGAUCAACCCAUCAUCUUCCCACUUUCCAAUCCUUCAAGCAACGCUGAGUGUUCCUUUGAAGAAGCUGUGAAGUACACUGAUGGGAAGGCGAUCUUUGCGAGCGGCAGUCCAUGGCUACCCUUUCUCUACAAGAACAAGAUCUUGCAACCAAGUCAAGGAAACAACGUCUACGUCUUCCCGGGUAUUGGUCUCGGCGCAAUCCUCAGCAAGGCAGUUCAUAUCAGCCAAGAAAUGAUCUACGCUUCAGCUGUCGCUCUCAGCAACGCAACGAACGCAACUGAGAUCAACGACGGCAAGCUAUACCCUGACAUGGACCGUAUCCGCGACGUCAGUGUCAUCGUGUGCCGAGAAGUAAUCAAGGAAGCUCAAGCCCAAGGACUUGAUCGCGAAACCUCCAUUCGAGGCAUGAGCGACGCUGAUCUCGACGCCUGGAUUCGCAGUCGCAUGUAUGAUCCUUAUAAGGAGACUGGUGUUGAUGAGGGUGUUCAGGGUGAGAAGAUUAGAGGCUCGCCUGUUAAGAAGUCGCUUUUGUGAUUUAGAUACUAGUGAGGGAGGGGUAAUUGCGGGGUAGUUGGGUCAGAUUUCUGUGAGAUAUAGCAUAAACAAGGCGGCGCUUUCACGAGCAAAGGAACCAAAAUGGGUAGAAGUGGUUGGCAUACUGGUUGUACAGCACGUUUCGCCUUUCAGAUCAAUUUAGGUAUCCGAAAAGUUGGGAGAAGAUUUUGCUGAUUCCCUCGAAAGAGGUUAUUAAACUUCUUUUCCUCGAGAAUAGCUAAUUAAAAUGCCUCUGUAGUCACUUUACUGCACAUGAACUCA
Molecule: messenger RNA, 2318 nt
Organism: Mollisia scopiformis
Lineage: Eukaryota; Fungi; Ascomycota; Leotiomycetes; Helotiales; Mollisiaceae
Product: NADP-dependent malic enzyme
Exons: 10
Coding region: 318-2036 (572 amino acids)
Biological process (GO): malate metabolic process; pyruvate metabolic process
Cellular component (GO): mitochondrion
Molecular function (GO): malate dehydrogenase (decarboxylating) (NAD+) activity; NAD binding
Source: RefSeq, a predicted model, not a curated record